UCUGCCCCAUGCUGUCUGGGGGAGAAGGGGGUGAAAGUACUUACCAGCCAUGGCUGUGGCUCUCUGCUGCCACACUGUAAUAUAGGAAGGAUGACAAGGAAUAAUUUGGACCAAGUCGACAUAAAUGAUGUCCUGCUUCUCUGAGGGCUACUUGGCAGGUGCAUUUCGAAAAAGAGCAACAAACAGGUACAAAACAUACUCAUAGGUCUCCUCCAGAAAUGCAGAUAUUGUCCCAACAUCUUCUCAUGUUUGGUGAAAACAGCUUUGUAGUUUCCCCCAAGAAGGGUGAUGGAGUAGUUCACAAUCUCACCACAGCCACAAACCCUUUCCAUUUUGCAACUGGGACAAAAAAGGGGUUGUUCCUGCAAUGCCCAGAUCUUACCCAAGCAAUAAAUAUCAGUUUUAAAGCAAUGUCCCUACCUGUUUGGCCUCAUCUCUCCACUGCCCCAAAUCCUAAACAUAUAGCCUGGGAAGCUUUGAGUGUUAGUCUGGUUUGGCCUGUUACCAUCUCUGUCUAGUGUUGGGGCUCCUGAGCAUGUCAAAGGGAUAAGUCAUUUUUGGUAAUAGUCUACUGGGAUAGAGGCCAAGCCAGCCGAGAAUUGUGGGCACUAAAAAAGGGAAGGAGGGAGGCUGGAGAGAGUGUGUAAUCAUCCCAAAGCAUUCCAGUUCCCGAGAAAGCUGAUAAAUCAUAAGGAACAAGCGUGGCUAACAAUGAAUGCAUCUCAUUCUUCCUUUGGAAAAUAUCUUUCUGAUUUGUUUUUCUGUUUCAUUGUGGUGUGUCCACUUUACUGUGAGUUUGCUUUGAGCUGGGUUCAGUUCCUUCAGCUUCAAAUCUUGGGUGCUUUGUUGUGGUUGUGGUUGUUAGGUACGUUACUGCUGCAUGCCAUGCCUGUGAUAGCAGGCUAUUCUACAGCCUUGCUGAACAAGAGGCGGGCUCUGCUUCGGAAAUCCGGAAUCCGCACAUAGGAAAGCACAGACAAAGAGAAGUAAAACAGCAGGGAGGAAGGAAGCGGUGGGUGCCCAAGGACCACCCAGAGGAGUGCCGGGAUCUUUGCCAAGUUGGCAGAAACCUUGGCAUCCCCACUUGUACGCUGAAGACCAGAAGCGUCACCUUCUAAGUGCCCUAAAUCAGAAGAGCUGAAUGAAUGCUUAUUCAAAAGGUUUAUCCUUGCCAACUGAACUUUGCUGAUGAUGAAUGGAACAGCCAAUGUGAACGCAGCUGGACGUAGCCACUAUGGCUCUUCUAUUCCUGUUCCCAGAGCUGCAUCCCACAGCAAGAUACACACCCUGGUGGCAUCUCCAAAAUUACCUCCAAGGCAGAAUAGUGUGGGAGCUGUUCCUUCACAGAGGGCCCCGUCACCCCGAUCAGGCAAAGGAGUGCCUAAUUCAAGCAAUGGAGCUCCAAGCAAAGGAUCCAAGCAGAAGCUCAGUCUCAAGAAAGCAGAAGCAUCUGAGAGCCAUGGUGGGACGGAGGGGAUGGAGCUCAGCCUCAGCCAGGGCACUGUGUCUGGCUGCAGUAGUCCCCGAGGGCUGCCAAAGGCCAGUUCCAGAAGUGCCGCCUCAGCUAAGAAAGCUGUCGUACAAGCAACAGAGAGAGUAAAGGAUGCCACAAGACAAACAGAAGACAGUAGCAGCCUUAGUGUCAAGAAGGGUCCUGGGAAGCUUAGCACUGCUUCUGAACCUGCAAAAAGCUCACACCUCCCAGGGAAGAGCCCUUCCUAUCUCAGCCUGUAUAGUGAGACUAUGUUGUCCAGGUCUUCAGAGGGACCCACCACAAAGAGGCCACAGAGCUGUCCAGUAAAAGACCAAUGGGCCUCAGAAGCUAACUGGAAAGGAAGUGGGACAUCCAAAAUGGAAGAUAAAUCUCAGGUUAUCUCAUUGGACACAAGCAACCUCAACAAGGGGCCCGCGCUACACACUGGACCCAUCAGCUUUUCUUCUAUGCCACAACACAACCAUCCCAUCAUGGCCACUGUAGCCCCUUUCCAGUAUCGUCGGCAAGGCGAGAAAGACAGGAACACCCUCCCUAAGGAAGAACAUUCAUAUCAGGUGCAUCAGCCUAGCCCUACUGAAGGUUCUGAACCCAACCCAAGAAGUAUGGAGGCUGGCCUUUUAAAUGCUUUCCUCGAGGCGGGCGGGAAGAAGAUGCUCGGCGGCGGCGGAGGAGGCGCCCACCACCCCACCAGCCACACCAGCGGCAGCCUCGGCAGCAGCAGCAGCAGCGGCGGCAGCACUAGCGCUCCCCGCCCGCCCGCCCGGAGCCUGCCGCAAGACGGCGAGGAGGAGCCGGGCCUGAAGCCGGCCUCGGCCAAGGGGAGCGGCGAGCCCCUCAAAGCCAUGAUGCAGAAGCGGGCCUCGGGGAAGGGCCCGACCGGGCUGGGGGCGCCCAAGGCGGCCGAGCUCAAGGUCUUCCGCUCGGGGGGCGGCGGCGGCGGCGGCGUCGAGGGCCGCGGCCCGCUGGCCUCCAACCUCCGCAAGCAGAAGUCGCUCACCAACCUCUCCUUCCUGACCGACAGCGAGAAGAAGAUGCAGCUCUACGAGCCCAAGUGGAGCGACGACAUGGCCCGCGCCGCCAAGGGCUUCGGGGGCGGCGGAGGGGGCGCGCGGGGCUCUCGCGGCGGCGGCGGGGGCGGGAAGGAGCCCCCGGGCAUGAUGAUGAUGAUGUCCAAGAGCCUCUCGCGCUCGGAGCACUCGCUCUUCCCGGGCAAGCUGGGCCCGGCCGCUAAGCCCCCGCUGGCCCCGCUGGCGCCGCUGCCCUCCAACCUGGGCAAGCCCAGCCGCAUCCCGCGCGGGCCCUACGCCGAGGUCAAGCCCCUCAGCAAGGCCGCCCCCGAGGCCGGCGCCGACGAGCCCAAGUCCGACGACGAGAUCCUCUCCAGCAAGGGCAAGACGGGACCCCAGAAGCAGCAGCAGCCGCCGCCGCCGCCGGGGCAGCAGGCGGGGCAAGGGCCGCCCACGGGGUCCCAACCCGGCGGGAAAGGCUCCGAUGAGAAGGCCUUCCUCAAGGUGGACCCAGAGCUGGUGGUCACCGUCCUGGGCGACCUGGAGCAGCUGCUCUUCAGCCAGAUGUUGGAUCCUGAAUCCCAGAGAAAGAGAACAGUGCAGAAUGUCCUUGACCUUCGGCAGAACCUGGAAGAGACUAUGUCUAGCUUGCGGGGCUCCCAAGUAACUCAUAGCUCGCUGGAGAUGACGUGUUAUGACAGCGAUGAAGCCAAUCCCCGCAGUGUGUCCAGCCUCUCAAACCGUUCUUCUCCCCUCUCCUGGCGCUAUGGUCAGUCCAGCCCACGCCUGCAAGCUGGGGACGCUCCUUCGGUGGGUGGGGGCUGCCGCUCAGAAGGCACCCCCAGCUGGUACAUGCACGGGGAGCGAGCACAUUACUCCCACACCAUGCCCAUGCGCAGCCCCAGCAAGCUCAGCCACAUUUCUCGCUUGGAGCUUGUGGAGUCACUUGAUGCGGAUGACGUCGAUCUCAAGUCUGGAUACAUGAGUGAUAGUGACCUAAUGGGCAAGACAAUGACUGAGGAUGAUGAUAUCACCACAGGCUGGGAUGAGAGCAGUUCCAUCAGCAGUGGCCUCAGUGAUGCCUCAGACAAUCUCAGCUCAGAAGAAUUCAAUGCCAGCUCCUCUCUCAAUUCAUUGCCUUCUACUCCUACAGCUUCCCGCAGGAACUCUGCCAUAGCGCUACGCACAGACUCUGAGAAGCGAUCUCUGGCAGAGAGUGGGCUGAACUGGUAUGGUGAGCCAGAGGAGAAAGCUCAGAAGAAGAUGGACUAUGACAGUGGGAGCCUGAAAAUGGAGCACAGUUCCUCCAAAUGGCGACGGGAGUGCUCUGAAAGCUGCGAUGAGGUUCCUGCGAAAGGCGGGGAGCUGAAGAAGCCUGUCAAUUUGGGCCCACCAGGUUCCUUGAAAAAGGGCAAGAAUCCCCCUGUGGCAGUGACUUCCCCCAUUACCCAUACAGCUCAGACCCUCAAAGUGGCAGGUAAACCUGAAGCAAAAGCCACAGACAAGAACAAGCUGUCUGUGAAGAACGCUGGCCUGCAACGCUCUUCUUCUGAUGCUGGCCGAGAUCGGAUUUCCGAUGCCAAGAAGCCUCCUUCUGGGCUCACACGAACCACCACUUCUGGUUCCUUUGGGUACAACAAAAAGCCACCUCCUGCAACUGGCACUGCCACAGUGAUGCAAGCCGGUGGGUCAGCCACACUUGGCAAGAUCCAGAAGAAUUCCAGCAUCCCUGUCAAGCCAGUCAAUGGCAGAAAAACCAGCCUGGAUGUCUCCAAUGCUGGGGAACCCGGUUUUAUGGCCCCUGGGGCUCGAACCAACAUCCAGUAUCGGAGCCUGCCACGCCCAGCCAAAUCUAGCUCCAUGAGUGUGACUGGUGGCCGUAGUGGUCCACGGCCUGUCAGCAGCAACAUUGACCCCAGUCUUCUCAGCACCAAAGGGGGCAUCUCUGUCUCACGACUCAAGGAGCCCUCUAAAAUUGGCACAGGUCGGAGCACGCCAGUGCCAGUGAAUCAGACUGACAGGGAGAAAGAGAAAGCCAAAGCCAAAGCUGUGGCACUGGACUCUGACUGUGUCUCACUCAAGAGUAUUGGCUCCCCUGAAAACACCCCAAAGGGUCAAGUGGGCCACCAGACUCCUGCCAAAGUUGCCGAGCUGCCACCAACACCACUCAGGUCGGCUGCCAAAAGCUAUGUAAAAGCCCCUUCUUUGGCCAACUUGGACAAGGUGAACUCCAACAGCCUGGAUCUUCCUUCUUCGACUGAACUGCAUCAAAUGCAUGGAGGCAAACUGCAGGAGGCACACCUGACUGCAGUGAAUGUGGGCAGCCACAUUACAUCAUGCUUCACCCCAAGCCCUGCUCCAGUCCUUAAUAUUAAUUCUGCUAGCUUUUCCCAGGGCCUGGAGCUCAUGGGUGGCUUCAGCAUCCCCAAGGAAACCCGCAUGUAUCCCAAGCUUUCGGGCUUACACAGGAGCAUGGAAUCCUUACAGAUGCCUAUGAGCCUGCACAGUGCCUUCUCAGCAGGCAACACAACAGGCCCUACAACUUCUCCUACCCCACCUGUUGCUGCCGAAGAGGAGCCCAGUGAGAUGGCCUGGACAGGGAGCCCCAGGAUCACACAUCUGGAGAGCUCUAAUCGUGACCGGAAUACAUUGCCGAAGAAGGGACUAAGGUAUCAAGUCCAGUCCCAGGAGGAAGCCAAGGAGAGGCGGCAUUCCCAUACAAUUGGAGGGCUACAGGAGUCAGAUGACCAAUCAGAACUGCCUUCCCCCCCUGCUCUUUCCAUGUCAUUGGUUGGAAAGGCUCCACUUACUAAUAUUGUGAGUCCCACGGCAACCAACACGCCGAGGAUCACCCGCUCUAACAGCAUCCCCACUCAUGACUCCACCUUUGAGCUGUACAACGCCUCCCCUAUGGGCAGCACUCUCUCCCUGGCAGACCGGCCCAAGGGCAUGAUCCGAUCAGGCUCUUUCCGCGACCCUGUGGAUGAUGGUGAGAGUCCUGCACCCAGCCAGGAGGACAAGAGUCUCCUACUCAGUAAUAAUGUUCAUGGAUCCGUGCUGUCCCUGGCAUCCAGUGCUUCCUCAACAUACUCCUCAGCUGAGGAGAGGAUGCAGUCUGAGCAAAUCCGUAAACUGCGCCGUGAGCUGGAGUCAUCCCAAGAGAAGGUGGCCACACUGACUUCCCAGCUCUCAGCCAAUGCUAACUUAGUAGCUGCCUUUGAACAGAGCCUGGUGAACAUGACAUCCCGUCUCCGACAGCUUGCAGAUACUGCAGAGGAGAAGGACACUGAGCUGUUGGACUUGCGAGAAACUAUUGAUUUUUUAAAGAAAAAGAAUUCAGAAGCCCAGGCGGUUAUACAGGGAGCUCUAAAUGGGACAGACAUUACACCCAAAGAGCUGCGGAUCAAGAGGCAAAACUCUUCAGAUAGCAUAUCUAGCCUGAACAGCAUCACCAGCCAUUCCAGCAUCGGCAGUGGCAAGGAUGCAGAUGCCAAGAAGAAGAAAAAGAAAAGCUGGUUGAGGAGCUCUUUCAACAAGGCUUUCAGCAUCAAGAAGGGCCCCAAAUCUGCCUCUUCCUAUUCUGACAUAGAGGAAAUUGCCACCCCAGACUCUUCAGCACCAUCGUCUCCCAAGCUGCAACAUGGAUCCACAGAGACAGCCUCACCUUCCAUCAAAUCUUCCAAUUCUUCUUCUGUAGGGAUUGAUACCACUGAGCUCUUUCAGACCAAUGAAGAGGAAGAGCCUGAGAAAAAGGAGGUCUCAGAGCUGCGCUCAGAGCUGUGGGAAAAGGAAAUGAAACUGACUGACAUUCGUCUUGAAGCCCUAAACUCAGCCCACCAACUUGACCAACUGCGCGAAACUAUGCACAACAUGCAGCUGGAAGUGGAUUUAUUGAAAGCGGAGAAUGACCGGCUGAAGGUUACUCCUGGACCCUCUUCUGUGCCCAGUUCGAUUCCCAGUCAUAUCUUGAGCUCAACUACUGCCUCUUCCCCCAGGCGCUCUCUAGGACUCCAGCUUACUCACCCUUUCAGUCCUAGCUUGACUGAUACAGAGCUAUCACCAAUGGAUGGUAUCACUGCUGGCACCCAGAAGGAUGAUGUGACACUUCGAAUUGUAGUGCGCAUGCCACCUCAGCACAUCAUCAAAGGGGACUUGAAGCAGCAGGAGUUUUAUCUGGGCAGCAGCAAACUGAAUGGGAAACUGGACUGGAAAAUGCUGGAUGAUGCUGUGUGUCAGGUCUUCAAGGAUUAUAUCACCAAGAUGGACCCUGCUUUCACACUAGGGCUCAGCACCGAAUCUGUCUAUGGCUAUAGCAUCAGCCACAUCAAGCGGGUUUUGGACACAGAGCCACCAGAACUGCCACCUUGUCGACGGGGUGUGACCAGCAUUGUUGUGACAUUGAAGGGCUUGAAAGAGAAAUGUGUGGACAGCUUGGUGUUUGAGACUCUUAUCCCCAAGCCAAUGAUGCAGCACUACAUAAGCCUUCUGCUCAAGCAUCGACGCCUCAUCCUUUCUGGGCCAAGUGGGACUGGCAAAACCUACCUGACCAACCGUCUGGCUGAGUAUUUGGUGGAGCGCUCAGGCCGUGAAGUCACCGAUGGUAUUGUCAACACGUUCAACAUGCACCAGCAAUCAUGCAAGGACCUACAGCUUUACCUCUCUAACCUGGCCAACCAGAUUGAUCGAGAAACAGGGAUAGAUGUGCCAUUGGUCAUUCUCCUCGAUGACCUUAGUGAACCUGGCUCAAUCAGUGAACUUGUCAAUGGAGCACUCACCUGCAAGUACCAUAAAUGCCCCUAUAUCAUUGGGACAACCAACCAGCCUGUCAAGAUGACUCCAAAUCAUGGCCUUCAUCUCAGUUUCAGGAUGCUGACAUUCUCUAAUAAUGUGGAGCCAGCAAAUGGCUUUCUAGUGCGCUACCUACGUCGGAAGCUGCUUGAGUCUGACAGUGAUGUCAAUGCCAACCGAGAAGAGUUGUUGCGUGUACUAGACUGGGUGCCUAAGCUUUGGUAUCAUCUGCACACCUUCCUGGAGAAACACAGCACCUCUGAUUUCCUCAUUGGUCCUUGUUUCUUCCUUUCAUGUCCAAUUGGUAUAGAGGAUUUCCGAACUUGGUUUAUUGAUUUGUGGAACAAUUCCAUCAUUCCCUACCUUCAGGAGGGAGCAAAGGAUGGGAUCAAGGUGCAUGGGCAGAAAGCAGCCUGGGAAGACCCUGUAGAGUGGGUGCGAGAUACAUUGCCAUGGCCUUCGGCUCAGCAAGAUCAAUCAAAACUCUAUCACCUUCCUCCACCCAGUGUGGGGCCCCAUAACUCUGUCUCCCCUCAAGAGGAACGGAGCGGCAAGGAUUCUACACCUAACUCUCUAGAAUCAGAUCCCUUGAUGGCAAUGUUGCUGAAACUCCAGGAAGCUGCCAAUUACAUUGAAUCUCCUGACCGAGAAACCCUUGACCCCAAUGUGCAGUCUGCACUCUAAAGAUAACUGGAUCAGGAUGGAACGGUGACUGGAGUGAGCUGGUCUCAGCUGCCUUCGCUUCUAGUUCUUCAUUUUUUGUUAUCUGGAACCUGUGGUGGCGACGGAACACCACAGAGGGUGGGAAGCGCCCAUCACUUGCUCUGGGAACUGUGCAGAUAGAUGGACAACAAGACUAAAGGCAGUCUGCUGCCCCUCUGCAAGAUACUGCUCCCUCCCUCAAAGACAAUGGUGGUGGGACCCUCCGUCAUAAACUUCUGGGCUUUGUGGUAUGAGCAGAGAGGCAUUUAUAAAUUCCUCAAGGGUGCCUACUGUUGAGGAUCUGGUGUGGGGUAGAAACUCUGGAGACCACCUCACAGAACUAGCCGCUGUACUUCUGCAGGGCAAUGCUAGGUGGUAGCCAAGCUUGUGGUCACUUAAAACCAGGAUCUUUUUAUAUAAAAAAAAGAGAAAGGAAAACCCCAGAAAAGAACCCAGUAAGCAUUGGAGUGGAAGAGUCACUCCUGCAGCAAAACCAGCUGCUACCACAGCGGUUUCCUCUGGAUGCUGCCCCUCAGCUUCCCUGCCACAAGAACCAUAGGCAAAGGCCUAGGACUGUUAACUCUGUCUUUGUACCCUCCUUAUUUAAUCUGCAUGGUGGUCCUUUUACAUUCAGACUCCCAAUAAACUUGGCUUUCAUUUUUUUUCUCCCCCAUUCUUUUAUUUUAGUUAAGCUGGGCCAUUUUGUUUGCUCUUUGGUUGCCAACAAUUGUGUUUCAUUUUAUUUCUAACCACCUUGUCUUGGUUCCACAGGGAGGAGCCAUUUUAUUUAAAUGUGUUCUCCCCUCUCCACAUUCUUUUUCACUCUUCUUGUGUUUUUAUCACUCUGUAUAUUUCAUCACUGUGGUCCCUUCAUCUUGAAAUUGGUGCUGACUGGAUGACCUCCAGUAACCACACCCGCCUUGUGAGUCCUUGCAGCUUGCAUCAGAUGCACACAGGGUUGAAUCAGCAGCACAACCAUUUCAAAGAUGCACAAUUUGCUUAUAGGCUCCAGGUCCUUUUCUGUACUUUAUUAUUCCAUUUCUAAAAGCACAAGAGACCUGCAGACUGAGAAUGAGGGGAAGAGGAUAAUGUUUCAUUACAGUUCUCUCUUUUGGACAGCAAAACUGUCAAAUGUCUUAUUGACUAAAGAUGUCACCCAACUUUGCCCUGCAUAUUGAUAGGCUAAUGUGACUCACCUUUUUUCUGGAUUUUAUUUUUGUGUUCUGUUCACUUUAUGGGGAGAGGACAGCACUUCAUUAACAAGAAUGUUUCUUCUGUAUGUAAACAUUCCAUGAUGAAGUUUGGAUUUCAGUUACUUCAUUACUUCUUGAUGAGAGGGGCUGACAUUGUUUUACUCAAUGUGCCAGGAACUGGUUGCAUAGUUAUGUUUAUUGGCUAAGUUGUUUCUUUCCUUCCUGGCAGCUUUCCAGGAACUGACAGCAGAUGGCUCUCGGGCCAGCACCAGUCCAUGGGCCACCACUUAGUUGAUUUCCAAAGAUGGUAGUCACCGGAUGGGCCAACUUUCACUCCACCUGCUGUCUUCCCAGAUGUUUGGGCCACAGCUCCUAUUAUUCCUGAUUAUUGACCAGUGUAGCUAGGGUUGAUGAGAGUUGUGCUCCCAAACAUCUGAACGGCAUCAGUUUUAGGGAACCUAAACUUUCCAAAUCACCCCCCUCCCUACACACACACGUGCGCGUGCUCGUUCUCCUUCCUGGUGCUGCAGAGCCAACCUAUACUCUGGUUUAUGUGAAAUCUAUGUUCCUAUAUUGAUUGAUCUGUUCAAUUUGACAUAUAAAAUUGGUGUGCUUUGCCUUUUGAUUACAGACUAGCUUUAGUGCAAAUUACUUCAGUGCAAUUUCUUUAAAAAUUUGUGGGAAACCAUUUCUAGCAAUUUGUUAAUUGGGAAGAGAACUCAUAGAGCCUUCCAUAAACUCUUCAUCCUAAUCAGUCCUAAUUUGCAACUGGGUUUUAGAUUAAUGGUUUUGUUGAAGAGAAAGUUAUAGUAACAGUUAGUAGCUUAGUACCCUCACAUAUCAAAUUGAUCUGCCAGUGAGUUAUGAAGUCACUUUUUCCAUCUAUUUGUCCUGAUGAGUUUGAAAAUAUUCAUAGUGCAGCUCCCAGGUUUUUAAGCAUAUAUUCCAUAAAGGAUAUAUUUAUAUUCCAGAAGAAUAUACUUGGCAUAAUACAGAAGGUAGAAUUUAAACAAUAGUUUCUCUGUGGAAUGUUGUCUUCCCAUCCAUGGUCUUUGUUUAUACAUCUACUUUAAAUGCACCAAUCAUAAGAGAUUUUACUAUACAGUAUAUGAUAUAGAAGCCAAUAGUGUUUAUUUAAAAUUGAAUGAUUAUUACCUAGGUGUGUAGAUAAAAUGUGUUGUGCCAAAUAUCUCAAGGAUUUCUCUUCAAAUUGCUAUAGGUCAUGCUUAGCCCAUGCAUAGCCCUGAACAUUGUUAGGUCACACUACCCAUGCUUUUAGAAUUCUACAUGAAUCAUGAAUUCUACAAAGUGUGUUUUUAGAAAGUGAGUGAAAUUUCUCAGGACUAUAGAUUAUGUGCCAAGUUCCAGAUUUGCACAGUCUUCACUGGGAAUGUAUAUUAUUUCAGAAGUCCACUUCCCACUUUGCCAUAGUGAGCCUCCUGAAAUUUAAAAAAAAAAUUCAGUAACCCUAAUGAGAGGAAUAUAGAAGUGAUGAAAAUCUCCUCAAUUCUGUGGAAAAUAGUCAUGUGGCUGUUUUGUAUAGAAAGCAGCAUUUUCUGUGCAGGAAGCAAUAUUUUCUGUGCAGAAUACAAUACCUACUGUGGCAAUUCUGUGCAAUAUAAUUUGGGACAUUUCGUGCAAAAUUCACAUGCACUGAAAACAGCAUUUUCUGUGCAUGCAACAGCUUUUUUUCUUUGGGGAAAAUAAUAUUUCCAUGUAGAAAUAUUUGCUAUGCAGAAAAUGCUGUUUUAGCACAAAUCAAGCAGAUGUGAAUUUUGCGCAGAAUAGACCCCAAUUUGUGAUAGGCUUCAAAAAUAGCCAAAAAAAUGUAUAAUUACUCAUUGUUUCCUUUCAGAACCAAAUUAGUGAUUAAUUACAUCUCUAUCAUUUGAUAGAAUACUCUAUGCCCUUCGCAGUUUUUUUUACUACCCCUGUCAGCAUUCUGUGGCCAGGAAUCCUCAUGUUUUAAGAUGCUUGGGAAUCAGUUAUGGAUUGUUGGUUUGACAUUAUUAAAGGUGUUUUUGGGGGAGGAGUUGAAAGGUGGAAAAUACCUGAAUUUUCCUGAACCUGUUGCUCCCCUCUUGUGAAUGGGUGAUACAACUCUUUUUGGGAAAACAAAUGCUAAUUUUAAUAUGUAAUUAAUGUGCCCCAGCUAUUAAAAAUUGCAAGUGUUUCUGCCAUCCUCGAUGAUCAGGAGCAGAGGGCCCUUUAGGCCUGGAAAUGGCUGAGUCAUACCAUUAAGAGAACCUGCUUUCUUACAGUCUUCUGCCAACUGAAGCUGUGAAACAAAUCUAGCAGCUGUGAAACAAAUGCCAAAUAUGAGGGUUUAUAUGUAUAUUGGGGUGACCACAUGAAGAAAAAAGCAGCUUUCAGUAACUACAUAGAAGAAAGCCUUUUAGCAGGUAUGGCUUACAAUUGCUAGUUUCACUUGCUGAAACUCUUUCUUCCAUCCAAUUUAUCAAAACUAUCUGAUAGAAUCCUCCCCAUUUUUUCACAUUUCAUACUUCAGAUUUAAAUUGUGCAUAUGCCAAUAAAUUUGACCAGAUGGUAAUUAAUUACACGUGCUUUCUUUGAGUCAUGAACUGCAUGACAAAUCAACUUGUGAAAAGUUGGACUUUCAAGGAUACAAAACAGACAUGCUUAGAUCUGUUUCUUGUAGGCAGUCCUUGCACUCCCAUCCACCCCACCCCUUUAGCACCCUCCCCAGAUUUCUCAUAGUUAUUGGUAAACUUGCCUCAUAUUUUUUUAAAAAACCAAUUUAACUGUUAUCAACACAUUCCUUACUUGAUUGCACUGCACACCACCACUUCCCCACUUGGUCCUCUCCAUAUGUGUUGCUCUGCAAUUACUACCAUCACCAGUCAGAAAACACAUGGCCUCAGUAUGAUGUGAAUUGAUCAUACCCAGAAGACACCAGAGUAGAGAGGUUGCCCUACACAAUGACUUGCUCAAACAAACUUGUAUAUCCUCUGAGCCAUUUUGAGACUUAUGUGACUUUCAGGCAAAUUGGCUGCUUACCUUUACUUUUGUCUAUUCUGAAUAAAUCUGUAACUGCCACUCAUACUCUAGCCAACAUGGUAGCUAAGAUGGUCUCCCUAGUAGGUGGUAGUCUACCCAGAGGGCAAGAAAGUGUCACAAAAGUUUAUUGUCUGUUUGCACUUUCUUCAUCAACCUCCUGUACAAAUAGAGCACACUCUAUUGUCUGGAGGAUUGGUAUUCAAGAUAAAUGGCUCACACUUGGAGGAAUGGCUCUUGUGCUUCAAUGGGAAGUUGUGCUGCUGUCAAACUGUGAAAUCUGAGCAAAAAUGCAAUUUGAAUGACUGGACUAUGGCAAUACCCAUGGUCCUGAAACUCAGCCUUAAUGUCAUCAUUGGAAGAAGGGGCACUGAGUGGGAGAUUUGGCAAAUCUUCAUGGGUUUCAUUUACUACAGGAAGGAGCUGUGGUGAUUUUAUCAACCCAGUCCAGGAUAAAUGCUGAUUCUCCCAUCUUUAGUUCAAGGAGCACGAAGAAGACAGCAUAACAUUUAAUGCCUUCCGUGUUAGGCUUGUGUCUGGUUCCAUUGCUGGCAGUGUUGUUUGAAACUCUUUAAGGGACCAAUAAAAAAAAAAAACAGACUGGCAGGUGCCUUUCACCACAAGGUACCAAAUUCAACCUUGCUUCCCUGCCUACAUGCCCAAUUGAAUCUAAUAAGUGCCCCCCGCCUCAUUCCUUUGCUAGAGAGACUUUGGAGACAACUAAGCCAGGCAUUGCUCCCAUCUCAAGAUUUGAAUGGGCCCCUUAUAAGAAGUUUACCUCUUUUGUUAAAAAAUCUGUCCCUAGGCUGGAAUAAAGAGUGCUACCCAAUUUAUCAUUUACCAGCAGAUCUUCCUAUUCCUUUCAUGCUGCUAAUCCAGCAAGCAGACCUUGGAAAAUUAGAGCUGUGGUUUACUCCUUAGAAAAAUAUGGAGACUCUGCAUCUGGUUUGGAAUCGAAAUUACUUCUAGUGGUUUACACAGCUAGGAAAGGGUUAGUGUCUCUUCUGACUCAGGGCAGGGCCAACCAAAGUUAUAUUUCUGAUCAGAACAUUUCUUGAUUUUGCCUUCAAAGGACAAGGAGCCAUUUGUCCAGGCUGCUAGGUUUUAGACCAGGAACCCUUCUUUUCCUAUUCCCUCUUCCUCUUCCUCCUGUCUAGGGCAAAAAAAAUGGGUGUGUGUCUCCUCUUUUGCCCCUUUCCAAGCACUCUUGGGCCUCCUCCAUGAUUGGCUGGGGUUUUAACAAGACUAACUUGUGAAGCUGCAAUGGCAGAGGGCAUCUACUUUGGCUAUAGACAUGAUGGCAGCUGACUUCUGUUGGAACUCUUGUUGGAACCCUGUUCUCUACAUGAUGUUUGUGCAUUGGUCCAGUUUAUUGAACAGGCAACAGUAAGACCCAAACAUUUGCAGUGAGCCAAGAAAUACAUGUAAUCGAUUUUCUAAAUUUGAUAGUGGGACAGGUUUCUGUCCAUGUUUUUGUUUUAUUUGCUAUGGGUAUUGGCCAUCCCUGCUAUUUAUACCUUAUAAGGUUAUCCCCCUACACACCCACCCAUUCCCUAUAUUAGAUUUCUCUUACUGCACAAGGUUAUUACAGACAGUUUAGCUAUGAAUUUGAAUUUCCCCAAAGGACAUCAAGCACAUGGCAAAUAGAAACACUUGCACCUUUGACCUCCCAUUUCACAGAAAAGUCCCAUUUUGAAGCUUGCAGAACAUUUUCAUAUUACAAAGACAUAGCUACAUUAGUCUGGCAUAUCAGUUUGCAAAGAGAUCUUAUAGCACCUUUAGAGACUAACUUAGAGAAUGAAGUUGGUAGCAUAAGCUUUCAUAGGCUUAAAUCUACUUCCUCAGAUUUUCAGAUUGGUUACUCCUGAGCAGAGGAUUUUCAAUGUUUCCAAGUUUAGUUAGGUCUGCCCCCAUUUUUGCACUGGAUGGUUGGAUGAAAAAUAUUCUAACAUGCCAAUGUAGCUUUGGGUCCCGUUGAAGUCCCCAGUGAACAUUCCAAAAAAGCCUUCCAACCUAGAUGAAGGUUGUAACAUCUUUAUGAUUGGGGGUUAAUUGUAGAAAAUAUCAAGCAAACUUGUAGAUGAUUAUAGAUGACAUUGCAUCCUCAGUCUAAACAUUCUAAUCUACCACAAGACAGUUGCCUGGCGCAACAGAGACCAGAAGGUACUGAACAUUCCUAUUUCUAAAUUGUAUGUAAGGAUUGUAAAAUCAAAGUCCUUUUUUGUAAGAAACAUAAAACCUCCUCCUUUCUCCUGGCUUCCCCUUGGUGUACCAGUAGCUUGUGUUCAGAGCAGACUAAGUACCUCAUUGCGUAGAAGUAAAAUGAGGCAUCAUUCUUGCUUGGACCAUGAGCUGCUGGUGCUUUGGUGGGCAGGCACAGGGUAAUCUGCCAUUCACAAUGUGUUUGUAACAACACUGGCAAUCGCUGUGCUGGAAGUUCCAGCCAGUUGAGCUGUGCAGAUCUAAGGUGCUUUGUUUCUCUUUGUAUAUCUAUACAUAUGUACAUAUAUAUCCUGUUUUACGUAAUUGAAACUUUGGAGCUGUUAAUUAUUCAUUGGAACCCAGCAGUUGAUAUAUGGAACUUGGACUGUGUGUGAAGAUGCCCUCUGGUUGGUUUAAGGCAAGUAAUUCUGUUGAAAAUUUAAGCUGGCCCAGGCUGGACACCUAAUAGUCCCAGAUAAAAACUCAGUUAUACUCAGACACAUAGGUGCUACAAAUACAAACAUUCCUCAGAUGGUUUUAAAGAGCUGGGCAGAGUGAUCCUGUUGUGCAUGUGUUUAGGGGAAAUGCUAUGGCAAAGUGACCAUUACAUCCAAAAAUUCACCAACUUUUUGGGUGGAAAAGGUAUUUUUGAUCACAGGUUCCAUCAUUGACACUUACUGUGGCUAUUUGGAGCAUUAUCUGAGGAUUAUUGUCAUUGCCAUCUGGACCAGAUUAGCUGGGAAAAGUGGACAGUUUGUUGGAAACCUCUUGCUGAAGUUCGCAUUGAAAAUCUCCUCUUUUCUUAGAGGUUGUGCUCUGCAGACAAUGGCAGAAAAAACUCAGUCUUUUUCUUUCUCCAGAGUCCUUCUACAAGUUUUACCUUUUCAGCCCUGAAUUAUGUAUUUGCAUAGAAUGGGGAGGAGGAGUUCAGUCGAAACCUUUCUCUUUUCAUUAUUAAUGACUAGAAUCAUACCAUAUUAAAACAUCUGAACUUGAAUGAAAUGUUAGUAUCAAUGAGGAUCCAAAAAAGGUAAAUUAACUUAUAGCAGAGAUGUUCCUUCUGUUCUCCCAUGUUCAUCCCAAUCUUUCAGAGUCAUGUUUUAAGUUUACAAGUCAUUUGUUUCAAAAAAUAUAAAUGAAUCUAUUACCAUAAGUCCUGAGGGACUAACUAUCUUGGUCCCAUUUAGAGAUGUGAUUGAAGAUGGGUCAAUGAAUUCAAGUAAGUCUGCCCAGCACUGCAGUUUUAAGGGGACAACAGAGAUUGCCUUAAGCCAGCCAAGGGUAUGACUUUGCCAUGUGCACAGCCUUAUUGGUUUCCCUGUCAUCUUGUCCAGUUAAGCCCUAUCUCCUUAUUUGGUGCUUUCUCCCUCUCCUCAUGUCUUCCUCUCCUUAUGCUGUUUGUUGUUCUGUCUUGGUUUUCUUCAAAUUGCAAUGUUCUUCUUUCUGAGCACCCUGUCUUAACCUUGAGCACCCUACUAUAAUUGGGGCUAUUUUGCACAGUGAUGUACAAGAUGCCAAACCUUGUGCUGGGUUUGACAUAAGGUUCCUCAUUUGCCUUUUCUUUUUUCUGUUUUGCUCUUGUAGGACAAGGCGUUGUAAAUAACCAGUAGCUGAAUGGCUUGGAUGAGUCUUGGGGACUAGCCAUGGGGGGCUGGGCCCAGUGUCUGUGAUUCAUCAUGCUGGGUUUGAUUUUGGGGGGGUUUUGUACUAAGUGUGAGUAACUGUGCUGUGCUGACUCAUUUAUGAUUGUAUGAUGAUAAUGUACACCUCCCAGCAAUUGCUAUGGGCCAGUGGGAGAAGGUGGGAGCAAAACACCUUCUAACAAAGGGACUUUGGCCUACCCUGGGAUCUCAUACUGCUUGUGCUGCAUUUGCUCAACACUUUUCACUAAGUUGAGAGUGAAGAUGCUGGCAGGAAUAGCUCAAGUAAGGCUGGUGCAAGAUUUUUUUUAAGGUUAGCAUCUUCUACCUAGCUGCUCUCUCUGGACUAUUACUGUUAUUAUUUAUUUAUUUAUUUAUUUAUAGCCCACUUUUCUCCCAUGGGUGGGACUCAAAGCGGUGAACAAUAAUUAAAACGAUAGCAAUUACAUGACACAAAAUAAAACUGAUAAACAGAAAACACAGUUACAUAAACCGUAGACAACAAAGUUAAUAAAUACAACAUAUUCCACUAAAAUUCCCUGGGCCUCAGGCCUCUGAAGUCAUCCAUAAGAAAUUAUAUUAAAAAUCCUAAAGCUCUGUAUGUUUAAGUCAUGUAGUUGUCAUAAUGGGGUUUCUGUGGUAGAAAAACAUUUCCUACAACACUUAAGUCCUAGAUCAAUGGAGUGAAAAUUUGUGAAUCACUUUGUACAUCAACCUACAAUUUUGAGGGGUAUGGAUUUCUUUUUGGAAUUGGGAUAGAUCACAGUGAAUUAAGCGAUAGACACGGUGUUCUCAUUCAGGUCCUACAAAGACUGGUCCCUUUUAUUUGACAUGGUAAAACUGGUAUUACUGGUAAAUUCAUUGAGAGAUAUGUGUAGGUAGAAGACAGGAUUUUCUCGUGCUUUGGAGAUCCAUUUGUCGACAUAAUUUAAUUGUAUGAGAAAACAAAACUGCCCUUGGUUUGAUACAGUACAGGAAAACAGCCUCUUAAAUUCAAGUCUCCUCUGUUUCUCAUGCUGGCUUCUGGAUAGUUAGGUUUCCUGAGGACAUGUCAGAUGGUGAGCAGAGUUAACUGAGGAGAGAUAAAUUACAAGAUAAAAGUAGCAUCUUGAAUUGGACCUAGAAGCAAAUUGGCAAUGAGUUUGCCUGGCACAAUAUGAGUCUUACCUCUCAGAAGAUCAGCAACUUUCAGCACUAGGUUUAGGAUGCAUCACUAGGCAAGAUAUGGAUUUUUUGAUAUCGGGAGUGACUUGAGAAACUGCAAAUCACUUCUGGUGUGAGAGAAUUGGCCGUCUGCAAGGAUGUUGCCCAGGGGAUGCCCACAUGUUUGAUGUUUUACCAUCCUUUAUGGGAGGCUUCUCUCAUGGAUGACCUGUCCAGAAGAGAAAAGUGUUCCCUUUAAGAGGGGGGAUGAGCAACAUGCACCCUACACAACACAUGCACACACAGCCAUGUGUUUUUGUCCUAAACCAGGGUCCCAGUCACGAGUGGAUUUGCCACCUGACUGAAGUGAAAAGGACACUGCUUUUCCUUUUUAUGUUUAGAUUACAAGUAGAAUGGUGCUCCUGAAAAUGCAAUUCUUUCAGUAAACUAAUUGUAACCUUGCCAUAUUCCUUGGGAAUUUCCCUAGGAAUUUUUUUUACCUCUCCCCCCACCCAUAAAUUGAACAAUGAUGGGGCUCUCUUGAACCUCAGUCCUUUCCCAGACAUUCAAGAAGACAAUAUUUCUGAUGUGCUUCUUAUGAAGCCACUACAUAUUCAAGAAUAGCCCUCAUGUUUAUGUGAUCAGAUAGGGGCAAAGAAAUGACAGCCACCCCUGGCAACGUAAUCUCCCUCUGAAUAAGCAUUUGGUACCUUCUCUAUUAACUUUAUUCAUCACUGUCUUGAUCACAGAUGUCAAUUAUGCUUCAAUAUGCCCAUAAAGAAGAUCCACAAUAAGAUCACUGCCUACAAGUGCACUAUGUCCUUCCCUACCUCCUUUUCUUUUUCUCAUUGGAGAAUUUUGACAAUGUUGUCAUCAGAAUUGCCUCUGACUAAAAAUAGGUUACUCUAUAACCAUCCUGAGUUCCUUUGGGGAGAGAGGGCAGUUAAUAAAGUAUUAUUAUUAUUAUUACUAUUAUUGUUAUUAUUACUUUAGGGGAUAGUGGGAAAAUGCAACAUGGCAACUCUUGUUGACCAGGAUAAGUUAAGUGGGCAUCCCAAAUUCAGGUAACUCUCUGGAAUGUGAGGUAUAGUCAGGAAAGUGAAAGUGAUGGUAAUGGAGGAAUAACUGGCUCAUGAAGGUGUUGCUAUGCUUUGGAAACUGGAACGGAAGCAAACAAAGCCAAGGUAAAUUGUUAAGUUCAAGCAGAGUUUCUUCCUAAAUGCUCUCCCUUGAAAGCUGAGAGAAUGAAGGACCUUUAUCCUUGACCAAAAUUUUGGGUAGCAUUUGCCAAAACCUGGGCUUAAUUCUAAUAAGCUGAAUUUCUCCACUAAACACACAUUUUUCAUUGGCACACAGAAAUUAACCUUGUCAAAAAUAUACUGAUGGUUCAUCCAUCUACUAGGGCUGUUCACCCUGACAGAUAGCAUAUUUCCCAUGUCUUCCAGGGAGAUUGAACUUCAGCUGUGUUUUCUGAGAUUAGGCACUUUCCACAAGAAAAGCAAAUGUUCUUCUUGAAUUAUGGCAGUAUAAUUCAAGUCACUCUAAACCAGUGGUUCUAAACCUGAGUUCCCCAUAUGUUUCUGGCUUUCAACUCACAGAAAUCCUAACAGCUGGUAAACUGGCUGGGAUUUCUGGGAGUUGUAGGCCAAAAACAUCUGGGGACCUCAGGUUGAGAACCACUGUUCUAAAACCUUGUGGCUGUAAACACAACGAACUCAGCUUGAUUCCCUCCUCACCCCCUUCAUGCAAAUUGGCAUCCAGAUAGGUAAAGAAGUGCACUAGAACUAGAGCUCAAACAAGUUACUUUCUUUGGCUAUAAUUCCCAGAAUCCCCCGGCCACUGUGGCCAGCUGCUGUGCAACUUUCCCACCUUCUGACAAGAUCCUCCUUUAGUCUAGUCAGCAGAGACUCACCAGCAUAGAUAGUUAACUAGAUAAAGAGAAAUAGGAUAAAUACCAAAAAAUCUAGGUUGGAACUCAAUGCAGUUUGUGUUAUUUUGCAGCAAAUGCAGCACUGGAAGUAGGGUGGGGGCAAUGGCCUGCCUUUGUUGAUAUCCCAUCUUCAACUCUAAACUGCAAAUUAACUAGUUUUUAAAAUGGGGAAUUUGGGAACUUCAUCCAUCUGAUCAUGAAACUCCAAAGGGCAAAGUUGGAUGGUCCCUCGUGGCUCCUGCCAAGGAGCAUUGGUGCUAAGUAGCAGGGGGUUUCAGUCCCAUGGAAAGCUAGAAGGAGGCAGCUGGAACACUGAUAAUUGCACUAUUUCAUCAACCCAUCGGCAAACGUAGCAUCCCUUCCCCGCUGUCCCUGCCAAAGACACACCAUCCUUCUACUUUUGACAUGUCAGGAAAGUCUUGGCAUGGAGAGAAACUGGGAUAGCACUGAAUUCUAGGGUUUUCUUGGCUCAUUAGCUGCUGCUGACUGGUGGCUCAAACCUUGCAAUUUUAGCUUUUUUCUAAUUCAAAUGCAUUUUUAAUUAAAAAUGUGGGGAAAAUCCUGUUUUGGAAGAGCUGUGUACUUGACAGAUUCUGUGUUUCUUAACUGCAUGGUAUUUCUUUCAGGGGGUUUUAUAGCACUUUUUAAAUUUUUUGGACAAUUUUUGCUCCCAAUUUCUAUGCUACCUUCUUUCUUGCUUCUUUGCCUUUCCUGCGCCCCCACCUUUUUUGUUUCAGUUUCUUCUUUUCUCUUUCUCAAGAAUAGUACUUUGUAAACCUGCAAUCUGUUUUAUACCUGAUGUAGACAACAAUUGAAAUCAAAAAUUCCAGAUGUUGUACAUAUCUGCGGAAACAAUCACAGGGAACAACUUCCAACACGGAUCAUUUGUACUUGUGGUAAAAGAAAAAGAAGUCAGGAAAAAGGCUUUCAAAAUGAAAAAAAAUUAAAAAAUAAAAAUUAAAAAACCCCAAGCAAAAUACAGUGCUCUUCACCACCUCAUCUGUCUCUACCGAGCUGCUCAUCCCAUGCAGCAUGUUUCUUCUGGGUGUGUUGGUCUGUCUUUACACCAUUUGAAGUUUAAAUAAAGUUAUCUCCUGUGUUGCCUGCA
This is a messenger RNA of Anolis carolinensis (green anole), 20223 nucleotides long. RefSeq names its product neuron navigator 1 (gene nav1). Gene Ontology annotation, molecular function: ATP hydrolysis activity. Gene Ontology annotation, biological process: microtubule bundle formation; neurogenesis; neuron migration. Gene Ontology annotation, cellular component: axon initial segment; microtubule cytoskeleton. The coding region runs from base 1189 to 7974 and encodes 2261 amino acids. The record is from RefSeq and is a predicted model, not a curated record. Lineage: Eukaryota; Metazoa; Chordata; Lepidosauria; Squamata; Anolidae. The transcript has 32 exons.